CAUAUGUUUCAUAACAUUAUUUCUAUUUCUAGAAAGCGAAUUUGUGGAAUUGUUAUAAAUGGCGCAAAGUAGAUUAGAAAAAAUUGGAACUAUAUUCACAAGAGUAAAUGGCCUAAUAAAAGCCGGUGCCAUGAAAAAUGAGGACAGACCCAUUUGGUUUGAUUUGUAUACUGCUUUUCCACCAAAACUAGAACCACGUUUUGAUCGUCCUGCAGCCGACAUAAAAAUCAAAAAUAUAUUUUAUGCAGAGGACUUAAUAAGAGCAAAAUUUCAUAAAACGACAAAACAAAAUGAAACUAUAAACUUUUUGGAUACGAGAAGGAAAACCCAAACACAAAAUUUUAUUCAGAUUUAUGAAAAUUUAAAAACUCAAAAUCCGCUAGAUGACGAGAAAUUGUAUGAGACAGCAGUUGAAUUGUUAGCAGAGCAAUCCAGAAACGCAAGUUCUGAAAAAAGUUCAGAGGCCACCGAUGAGAUCAAAACAACACUAUCCAAUGAUUUCGCAGAAAGCUUGGAUAAAGAGGGGCGUAACAAAUCUGGUGUAAAUGUAGACAUUCAAAAAUUAUUCAGUGAAUAAAACAAUAUCUUCUGAAUUAAACAUAAA
Bactrocera tryoni is the source of this 604-nucleotide messenger RNA. It is a transcript of the gene mRpS23, whose product is annotated as probable 28S ribosomal protein S23, mitochondrial. Gene Ontology annotation, biological process: translation. Lineage: Eukaryota; Metazoa; Arthropoda; Insecta; Diptera; Tephritidae. The coding region runs from base 59 to 577 and encodes 172 amino acids. The transcript is spliced from 3 exons. The record is from RefSeq and is a predicted model, not a curated record. Gene Ontology annotation, molecular function: structural constituent of ribosome. Gene Ontology annotation, cellular component: ribosome; mitochondrion.